AUGAGCGUCACCCGAAGACCCUCAAGCAUUCACCAAACCCAACAUACGCUAUCAAACAGGGCGCGAGAGAGGGGAAAGAAAAAUAGAGAGAGAGACACGGAAUAUGACGGCAAUGAAAACCAAAAACAAAAUGUAAAAGUUCACCAACCUAUAUUAUUGUCAGAUUUCAGAACAGACCACGUCUCGAAGCAAUCCAGACGGGUCGGCACCAGGAUUCAGGCAGAAGGCCCUGUCGAGGUUUCCAAGGUCCGAUUUAGCAUGGCGGAUGGAGCCGUCGUCUUUCCGCGGGACCCUUGCAAGGUCACCGGGGAAACUUGCUGGCGCUUGGGCAGCCGAACACUCGAGUCUUGGAAAAAAGCAAAAUAA
Histoplasma capsulatum G186AR is the source of this 366-nucleotide messenger RNA. RefSeq lists its product as uncharacterized. The coding region runs from base 1 to 366 and encodes 121 amino acids. The transcript is spliced from 2 exons. The record is from RefSeq and is a predicted model, not a curated record. NCBI's taxonomy places the organism in Eukaryota, Fungi, Ascomycota, Eurotiomycetes, Onygenales, Ajellomycetaceae.